UGCGUAUUACAGAAAUCACGUUCAGCUCCAGUUAUUGAACUUCCUUGUUCAGUUUGUACGUCGGUCACCAUGAUGGUUUCAAUUUAUCUCCUGUUGAUUAUACUUAUGUGUUCCUAUGCAUACGAUAACCUUGCCCUCAGAAAACCGACAUGGCAACUUCAUCAAUAUGGACCAGGUGACGACCGAUUCAAUGCAAGCAAUGCUGUUGAUGGACUCAAAUCUGACCUCAGCGCCUGGGGAGGUCAAUGUGUCAUAUCGAAUAGCAAUGAACUGACAGCCACAUGGAGAGUGGACUUACAGGACAUUCUCAGUAUACGUCACAUUACCAUUUAUUACAGGACAGACAAUGUUGCAUGGGGAUCAACAUAUGGCUAUUCUGGAAGAUUUUUGGGGUUUUCAUUAUACAUAUCAAACACAACCGACAGAACACAGGGAGAAUUGUGCUUUCACGACACAAACUUCACAAGGGAUACUAUACCCGCCGUCCUUAACGUCACUUGUCUAGUUCACGGACAAUACGUUAUUUACUACAAUGAAAGACUACAAGGAGUGACCUACCCUGAUGACUAUAGUAACUACGCAUUUAAUGAGCUCUGUGAGGUAGAAGUCUAUGGAUGUCCCAGUCCUGGAUAUUAUGGAACAGAUUGUUCCCUCUCGUGUCCAGAUGUCAACUGUAAAUAUUGUCACAUAGAGACGGGGGCGUGUCAGGGAUGUAACCCUGGGUACAAAGGUUAUCGAUGUGAACAAGAAUGUGACGGCAGAAAGUAUGGUGAAGGAUGUCAGUAUGAAUGUGGGAAAUGUAAAGACAUGGUACAGUGUCAUCACAUAAACGGGACAUGUUUAAACGAAUGUGAACCAGGUUUCAAGGAAGGACGAUGUGUAGAACAAAACAUAGCCUUACACAAACCAGCAUGGCAACGUAGUCAAUUCAUCCCAGGUAACGCGAUAUUCAAUGCAAGUAAUGCUGUGGAUGGACUGAAAUCUGACCUCAGCGCCUGGGGAGGACAGUGUGUCAUAUCGAAUAGUAAUCAACAAACAGCAACAUGGAGAGUGAACCUAGAGGACAUCCUCAGUAUCCGUCACAUUACCAUUUAUUACAGGACGGACAAUACUGCAUGGGGUUCGGCAAAUGCUUAUUCUACAAGAUUUUUGGGGCUUUCGUUAUACGUAUCAAACACAACCUACAGAAAUCAGGGAACAUUGUGUUUCCACGACACAAACUACACAACAGCCACCAUACCCGCCGUCCUGGACAUCAGCUGUCCAGUUCACGGACAAUACGUCAUCUACUACAAUGAAAGACUACAAGGAGUGAGCUACCCUGAUGCUUAUAGUAUCUACGCAUUCAAUGAGCUCUGUGAAGUAGAGGUUUAUGGGUGCCCCAGCUCUGGGUUUUACGGAGAAGACUGUUCCCUCCGGUGUCCAGUCAACUGUAGAACUGUGUAUUGUCACAUAGAGACAGGGGCGUGUCAGGGGUGUAAACCUGGAUAUAAAGGUCAUCGAUGUCAACUAGAAUGUGAGAACGGGAAGUAUGGUGAAGAAUGUCAAGAGUAUUGUGGACAUUGUACAGACCUGGCGCAGUGUGAUCAUGUUAACGGGACGUGUUUAAGUGGAUGUAAUCCGGGGUUCAAACAAGGAACCUGUAAAGAUGCAUGUGAUGGUAAUGAAUAUGGAGAGGGAUGUCAACAGAGUUGUGGAUCGUGUCUAAAUUCAGAACAGUGUCACCACGUAAAUGGAUCUUGUUUGAAUGGAUGUAAUCCGGGCUACCAAGGAGAGACAUGCAAAGAAAAAUGUGAGGUUAGCCUAUAUGGUGACAAUUGCAGUAAGUCAUGUGGACAUUGUUUACGUCCGGAACAGUGUGACAACAUCAACGGAACGUGCAAGAAUGGAUGCAAGAGUGGUUUUCAAGGAACGUUCUGUAAUGAAACUUGCAUGAUGGGAACUUUUGGCGAAGAUUGCAGAAAACUUUGCAACGUGAAUUGUAAAGGAUGUGACACAAUAACAGGGAUAUGUGACUCGGGUUGUUACACAGGCUGGAAAGGAUCACAUUGCAGUGAAGAAUGUGACAAUGGGAAAUAUGGUGCUGCCUGUGGACUGAGAUGUGGAGAUUGUUUGGGUGAUAUUCAGUGUGAUCAUGUCAAUGGGUCUUGUUUCAGUGGUUGUAACGAAGGCUUCAGGGGACCCCUGUGCAAAGAAGAAUGUUCAGUUGGUUCUUAUGGAAAGAAUUGUCUAGAGAAAUGUAACACGAACUGUGGAGUUCCAAGGAGGUGUAACAAAACAUCCGGGGAAUGUGAGGGAGGCUGUCAACCAGGAUGGAGAGGGACCCUGUGUGAUACAAAGUGUGGUGAAAAUCUCUACGGACCAGACUGUAAUCAAACAUGUGGUAAAUGUCGGGAGGGGAACCAGUGUCAUCACGUCAGCGGUUCCUGUAAUGAGGAAUGCGAACCUGGAUACCGGGGAAACAAGUGUAAUGAAGUAUGCGAGUUUGGACAUUUUGGUGCUAGUUGCCGACAGGAAUGCAGCGUAUUCUGUCAGAAAUCACGUGCUUGUCAUCAUGUGACGGGUGUUUGUAGAGAUGGCUGCAAAAGUGGAUGGCGUGGAGAUGAUUGUUUAGAAGUUGAUAAUCAAAUGCAAGAAGAGCAAACGGGAAACAACUGGGAAACCAUGUUUUAUGGAAUCCUUGGUGCCUUCUGUGUUACACUUGUUGUAAUUGGUGUACUAGUGUUUGUUCUUUACAAAAUGUCGAAAAGACACCAGAUGGACAGAGACAAUAAUAAGAAAUACCAAGCAAGUGAUUUAUCCAGUCCCAGGAAAGAUAAGGUGACACAAGACCAUAGCAAUGAGAAUGUCAACAGUGCAUACCAAGAAUUGGGAGAACUGAGUUCAUCGUCGCCAUAUGACUCCAUUUAUUAAACGAUAUUUGCUUUGAAAUCCGUAUAGAGCCCGUUUUGUUUUGAAUAGCAUGGGUUUACCUAUAUCGAAGUAUUGAUUUUUUUUAUUAUCUACAGAUAAUCAAUAUAUCGACAACAGAAACACAAGGAGCGGGCACUAAAAUGUAUAUGUUUCUCCCAUAAAAAUGAAUUUAUGAAACGAGAUUUUCCUGAUAAAUAACGUCUUACUAAAAGCUCUUGUACCUCGAUUUUCUGAGAUACCUUUAUAAAAUACAUAUACAAAUGUAAAAUAUAUUAAUCUUAUGAAAGGUGAAGAUAACGAACAGUGAUCAAUCUCAUAACUACUAUAAGCAAUACAAAUAAAUAGUUGGGCAAACACGGACUCCUAUACACACCAGAAGUGGGAUCAGGUGCCUAGGAGGAGUAAGCACCCCCUGUUGACCGGUCACACCUGCCGUGAGCCCUAUAUCCUGAUCAGGUACAUAUGAUUGAUUAUGUGAUUGAUCUUAAAGAAAAACAUCUUUUUUGUCCAGCGUAUCGUCUACUUGUCAUUGAAUUUCUUACAUAAUCGAAGAGUAUAUCAGGCAGUAAACUUGUGUAGAGAUUAUAUCAAAACAUCCUGAUUGAUAACGAAUAAAACAAAUCUCGGCAUCGUGUGCACUAUUUAACGAGCAAGUAAUAAUUGUCGAUAUUGUCUGCAAUAUUUUGGUAUACAAACAAUGGAGUCAAGGGGAGAUUUGCAUAAUUUAUUUCGGAAAUAUUAUACGAUGAUUCUACCAUUUAUGUCUACCACAAAAGGAAAAAUCUACAUUUAUUUAUUCGUUGUAUUUAUAUUUCGUACUGAACAUGUUCUUCAAAGUGAAAAAUCAGUUACUGUGAGUUAAAUAUGAAUGAAAGUACAUGAAAAUAGCUGUAAAAGCCAAUUCGUCAAUUUGUGACUUUACAAAAGUUUUCGACGUCAUCGGUUGUCGUACACAAUAUCUUGUAGCCCGUGAAUUUAUGGAAAGUAGCAGGAUUUGUUAGCUGUUGAUGGACAUUAUUUCACUUAGAAUCAGCUUUGUAUUGAAGCUUAAUUUUUCUGUAAAGUGUUAGCUUUAGAUGCUAUUAGUUGAAGUUUAGCAAUGGAGUAACAGUGUAUUAAGCUGAUACUUAUUAAUUUGAUGGUAUGCACACUUAUUAAUUUCGGUAUAAAUUUAUCAUUUAAGGAUACAUGCUGUUAUAUUUUCACUCAUUAUAUAUAUACUAUUGAUGAGGUUAGGUGUAGGCAUUGUUUAUGUAUGCAACUCGGUAGACACAUUUUAUAAUUGUGUAUUUACGGAAAAUAACUUCUUUUGCACCAUGCAAGUUUUUGUCUCUGGUUGAAAAAGUUGCACCUCUUUGUACAUAUGUGUCAAUGUCUAGGUAUUGUACAUUUAUAUUACUAAAAACAACAUACAUGUUAGUACAGUCCUUAAUGAAGCGAAUUAUAUUGAUUAAAUGUAUAUAUUUUUCUAAUACAUGUGUUACAUAAUAAUUAAAUUGCUGGGAUUUAUUAUCAUGCUGAUUAAACUAACUUGUAUUUACAA
Messenger RNA from Ostrea edulis (European flat oyster), 4456 nucleotides. RefSeq names its product multiple epidermal growth factor-like domains protein 10. The transcript has 18 exons. Bases 70 to 2913 code for a protein of 947 amino acids. The record is from RefSeq and is a predicted model, not a curated record. Gene Ontology annotation, molecular function: scavenger receptor activity. NCBI's taxonomy places the organism in Eukaryota, Metazoa, Mollusca, Bivalvia, Ostreida, Ostreidae.